UCGCUGGAGCCGUUGUGAAGCUUUUAUAUACUAGCAGCCGGCGCCACCAAACAGGGAUCUGUCCCCACCAGUGCCAAGCGUCCCAAGAACAAGCGCCCACCAUGACCUCGAAACCUGGAGGGCAGAGGGCAUCUGUAGCCAGCGUUAGACUGGGAGGUACCACGGACGCCACGGACAAACCGCUCCUGAAAAUAGCUAUGCUACGGAAGCCCACCCUGGGCAAUGUGUCGAUCAGUAACCAGGCCUCUUGGAGUAUUGCAGGACUUCUGGUUGCCCAGCGAAUGAGAAAGAACCUAAAGGAGAGAAGGGCCCAGAAAGUGGCUAAGAAGAUUGAAAUUAUAGAGCCUCAGCCUCCAUCAUUUGCCUCUCGGCCCUCUGAGAAGGUCCAGUUGUCAUCCAUCAAGCAUAUUCUGGAGAGCUACCUCCCAGAGCGGAUGGGGGACAUGAAGUAUGACCACACCAAGGUCCCCUCUCUAGUGAAACUGAUCAGCGAGGAAGUCAGAACUCAGGUGAAGAAGGUCUUACCUGCACGAUACAAGAUGCUAUGCUUGGUGACAAUGGGGGAGAGAGCCCAGGAGGACAUCGCUAUAGUUAGCCGCUGCCUCUGGGAUCCUCACGCUGACAACUAUGUGGCCCACGUCUAUGAGAAUUCCAGUUUUUUCUGUGUGGUAGCGGUGUACACUGUAUUCUGCGAAUAACCUGUCCU
Messenger RNA from Nanorana parkeri, 706 nucleotides. Its product is annotated as tctex1 domain-containing protein 2-like. The coding region runs from base 102 to 698 and encodes 198 amino acids. Gene Ontology annotation, molecular function: dynein intermediate chain binding. NCBI's taxonomy places the organism in Eukaryota, Metazoa, Chordata, Amphibia, Anura, Dicroglossidae. Gene Ontology annotation, biological process: microtubule-based movement. The transcript is spliced from 4 exons. The record is from RefSeq and is a predicted model, not a curated record. Gene Ontology annotation, cellular component: cytoplasm; cytoplasmic dynein complex.